CUCAAAGAUGGCGUCAGCUCUGGAGCCACUGGUCUCUGGCUGCAUUUUUCUGGCUUGUUGAUGUCUGUGUUUCAAACGCAUUCUGGCACAUUCUCCUCUACCACUCGACCCGAUAUUCCGGAGCUUCUAAAGAAGGUUUAGUAGACCUGAGCCUGCAUUGCUUCCUGGACUGAGGAAUCUGUUGUGGACCACCCAUACCAGCCGAGUUAGGAGCUGAGAAGAAGGACUGGACUUUUGAAUGAUAUUCUCACACUUGAAGGUUUUUAUUUCCCCAGUGGAAGAAAAGGAUAUCCAUGCUUUAGUCCCCAAAGCAAUUCCUUUUAAUUCUUCACAAAGAUGCUCCAUCUAAACGGAUAACACUAAGCACUGGAACUAAGGAUUCUACCAGACACCCAAGGCUCUAUUCAGCUGGCCUAUGUGGAAACAGUGUUUUGCAAUUUUGUUUUCUCUUGGAGUAAUUGCUGUGUCUGCCUGUUGCAUACCUUCCUCCUUUGCUUUGGUGUGUCCACCCUUCAAGCAGAAGGGUUACUGGGAUAAGGGGAUCUGUUUUAGGUUGGGGGGGGGGGGGAUUUAGGGAGCCUAUGCUAUGGUGACCGGCUCCCUCUUUAACAGCUUCUGCUUAGGCACAGAGAGACUUUCUGCACCACCCCGGGACAAAGGAUAGCCUCUUAGACGAAAAACGAGGAGGAGGUGGAGGACGAUAAGGCAGCGCCAGGGCUGAGGCCACUGGGUGCUUCCUAACGGUUGUAAUAGUGUUUUGGGCUGUGGCCUAGUGGUAUCGCAGCAACCAUGGUGAAGCUGGCCAACCCGUUGUACACCACCUGGAUCUUGGAAGCCAUCAAAAAGGUAAAAAAGCAAAAGCAACGGCCGUCUGAAGAGCGCAUCUGCAAUGCUGUGUCAAUGUCCCAUGGGCUUGACCGCAAGACGGUUCUGGAGCACCUUGAGCUCAGUGUUAAAGAUGGCUCUAUACUCAAGGUGUCCAACAAAGGGCUUAACUCUUACAAGGACCCCGAUAACCCUGGACGUUUGGCGUUCCCGAAGCCCAGGGCGGGAGGAGGUGGAGUGAGUUCCAGCACCACCAGCUCCACCAAAAAACCUAGUCUGGACUGGAACAAACUACUCAAGCGCUCUUUGGAAGGGCUUCACGAGCCUGGCGGAUCUUCUUUAAAGAGCAUUGAACGCUUUCUGAAAUGCCAGGCUGAUGUUGCUGGUUUUCUGUCUGGUAGUGGGUCUAUGGGGCCAGGCCUUUUUCACCAGCAGCUCCGGCUGGCCCUGAAGAGGGCCGUCGCUCACGGACGGGUGGUAAAGCUAGGCCCGCUCUUCCGUUUGGUUAGCAGAAGUUCUCAUAAUGACGGGACUGGUUGUGUAUCUCUGGAUUCUCUGCCACCAGUGCGUCUGCUGCCACAUGAACAGGAUCGGCCUGUGGCAGAGCCCAUACCCAUCUGUAGUUUCUGUUUGGGGACCAAGGAACAGAAUCGUGACAAGAAGCCAGAAGAGCUCAUAUCCUGUGCAGAUUGUGGGAAUAGUGGUCACCCAUCCUGUUUGAAGUUCUCUCCAGAGCUAACGACAAGGGUCAAAGCUCUGUGGUGGCAGUGUAUCGAGUGCAAGACCUGCAGCAGCUGCCAGGACCAAGGAAAAAAUGCUGACAGCAUGUUGUUUUGUGACUCCUGUGACCGAGGUUUCCACAUGGAGUGUUGUGACCCCCCACUUAUGCGGAUGCCGAAAGGCAUGUGGAUCUGUCAGAUCUGUCGGCCGAGAAAAAAGGGAAAAAAGCUUUUACAUGAAAAAGCAGCACAAAUCAAACGGAGAUACAAUGCACCACUUGGACGGCCGAAGGGCAGACCGGGCCGACCCUUUAAAAAGCUUCGAGGUGGUGGGCGUGGCAGGAGAAGGCGGGGUGUUGGAGGCGUGGACCAGUGCUCACAGGGCUCCUCCUCCCCACACUCUUCCUCAAGCUCCUCGUGUGAAGGUUAUCCUGGUGACGAUCGCAUGCUUUUCUCUCUCCGCGGUGAAAAUUCUGAGCAGGGUGGCCUGCGCUUCAACAAAAAGACAAAGGGACUGAUCGAUGCUCUGAGCAAGUUUUUUACACCAUCCCCAGAUGGGCGGAAAGCUCGCACUGAAGUGGUGGACUAUUCCCAGCAAUACCGCAUGCGCAAGAAGAGCAAUCGCAAGGGUGAGCAGGAUGACAGUAUAGGAGACAAUCAGGAGUGUGGAGACUGGCGGGAGGAUGAAGACAAGUUGCCAGGACACGAGAACCUAACUGAGAAUGAUGUGGAGCUCUUCAGACACAUUCAGGAACUGGCACUACAGAAAGUUGGCGUGACUGGGCCGCCUGACCCCCAGAUGCGCUGCCCAUCCGUCAUAGAGUUUGGGAAGUAUGAAAUUCAGACGUGGUAUUCUUCUCCAUACCCACAGGAGUACAGCAGGCUCCCUAAACUCUACCUGUGUGAGUUCUGUCUGCGCUACAUGAAGAGCCGCAGCAUUCUAUACCAGCACAUGCGAAAGUGCAACUGGUUCCACCCACCAGCCAAUGAGAUCUACAGGAAGGACGAUGUGUCUGUGUUCGAGGUGGAUGGAAAUGUCAGCACAAUAUACUGUCAGAAUUUGUGCCUGCUGGCCAAGCUCUUCCUGGACCAUAAGACCCUAUACUACGAUGUGGAGCCCUUCCUCUUUUAUGUACUCACGCAGAAUGACGAUAAAGGCUGCCAUCUCGUUGGAUACUUUUCAAAGGAGAAGCAUUGUCAACAGAAGUACAACGUAUCCUGCAUCAUGAUUCUACCACAAUAUCAGCGCAGGGGCUAUGGGCGAUUCCUCAUUGACUUCAGUUAUCUGCUGUCCAAGAGGGAAGGCCAGCCAGGCUCACCAGAGAAGCCUUUGUCAGACUUGGGCCGACUCUCCUACAUGGCAUACUGGCGUAGUGUAGUGCUGGAAUGCCUGCAUGAAAUCAGAGACAGGCAGCUUACCAUCCGCAAACUCAGCAAAGUCACUGGAAUUUGCCCUCAAGAUAUCACAGCCACCCUGCUUAAUCUCAACAUGCUGGAACAGAGGGGAGACCAGGUGGUUAUUCUGCGCAGAGAGAAGCUGGUGGCCACUCACAUGGCCCGACUGAAGGCCAAACCUCGGCAACUUGAAGUCGAUCCAGACUGUUUGCGCUGGACACCUGUUAUCGUCACCAAUACAGUGGUAUCUGAGGGAGAGGGGGAUGAUGAUGAGGAAGAAGAGGAAGGAGAGGGGGAACCUAAAAAAGUGAUUAAACACAGCCAAAAGAGCUCUCCGCUCUCUUGGCAUGUGCCAGGAGAACGGGAAAAGGAGGAAGAGAAACAGAGCUUCCCUACAUUACCCAAAAGCCAAGGCUCUCCACCACCCUCUUCUUUUUGCAAUAGUGUUCUCAGUCCUGAACGGCCUUCCCUUUUUCUUCCCGCUAAUGGGGAACGCAGGGGACCUGGACGCCAUUCCAAAAACUGGUUAUGGGGUAAGGUGAAGGAUGCACCACGUCCAGGGCCUGGUCGACCCCGCAAAGUAAGGCCACCUGAGGAGGAUGAUGAUGAGGAGGAGGAGGAGGAGGAUGAUGAUGAUGAGGAGGAGGAGGAGGAUGAUGAGGACGAUGACGAGGAGGAGGAGGAGGAGGAGGAUAGAACUGACAUUAAUAAGGUCACAACAUCAUCACCAACCCUAUUGCCCUUAGGUAAUGAGCCUGACUCCACAUCAACCUGUCCCUUGGAGGCUCCCAGGCACUCUACAGUUCCACUCCCACGCAGCAGAGGGCGGCCUCCACGGAAGAAACGUGGCCCAAAACGCAGGUUUGGUGUGGAUCCUGAAGAUGGAUUGCCAUCGUUGCCACAUAGCACAAGGCUAAGUGAACCUGCUCCAGUUCGACAUGCCUUUUUCAAUGAGAGCAGUGCAGAUGAGGAGGAGGAUGAGGAAGAUGAGGAAGAAUCAAGGACUCGUUCUCCACCUGUCCUCACCAAGCCCACAUUAGGACUUAAAUGCAAGUCUCAGAAGUCCUUACAAAAGAGGCAUGCACGUCAGCGCAGCCACCCCCAUAGCAGUGUAGUGACCGAGACCAUCUCAGAGACCACUGAGGUUCUGGAUGAGCCAUUUGUGGAUUCAGAUUCUGAGAGGCCAAUGCCCAGAUUAGAAGAGGAGACUCCGUUCGGCAACCCUCUCCGACGCUACACAGCAGCCCGCAAACACAUGAAACUUGCCCCCAAGAGCAUCAGCAGAAGCAAUCUGACUGAAUCAGAGGAUGAUGGUCCCACUCCUGUGCUGAAGCCAGUUGCUGGCCUGAGAAGACCUGAACCUUCAGAAACCACAACAACUGAGGUGCCUGAGGUCCCAGUAAAGAAGAAGAAAGGCUGGCCUAAGGGCAAGAGUCGCAAGCCACUGCACUGGAAGAAACGUCCAGGCAGGAAGCCUGGUAGUGGAGCCAGUCAGACAGCUGACUCCAGUCUUGCAGUUCCAUCCUCGGAGUACCCACCGCCCCCAAAGAUUAAAAUGAAACCUGGCAGGAAACCUCGCAGCUUUUACCUGCAGCGGGAUCAAGAGGAGGCAGCCAGACAGGAGUUGGAGCAGAACCAGUUGGCUCAGCAGCAAUUAGAUAAUUCAUCACUGGAGGACAGAGCCUGUAAGAAGACAACAAAAACCUUAACUGACCUUAACCCUGAGAAGCGGAAAGAUACAGAAGAGGAGGAUGAUUUCCUUCAGAACUUUAGAGAACCAUCCAAACCCAAAAAGCGAGGUCGACCACCAAAAAAUACCAACCUCACUCCCUCUGUACCAAAACCACCUUCUGUGUCUGAGCCAGAAGAGGAAGACGAGGAGGAAGACAGACCAUGGGCAGUGGAGAAGACUAGCCGUCAAUCUUCUUGUACCAUGUCACAGUCUUCCAGCACCAGUGUCCCUCAGCCAAGAGCUAACACAGACAUGGCAGAUGCAGAGGAGAAUGAAGAGCAUGAUGAUGAAGAUUGUGAUAACAGGGUUAGUCGGAGAAUAGCAACGACACCAGGCUCAGGAAGCCGGCGUAGUGAUGACCAUGAUGCCGAUGAUGAAGGGGAUGGUCGUAUAGAAGAGAAAAGUGACAGUGGCAGCAGCAGCAGCAGUAAAAGGAGGAAAGGUCAAGACUCUGAGGAUGAUGAAGAGGAGCAAGAGGAUGAAGAAGAAGAAGAGGAGGAACCAUCAUCGCCAGCUCACUCUCCGCCCGUGAAAGAAGAACCACAAAGCAGUGAAGGUUUUGUAGACAUGCAGGGAAACGUGGCCCGGGACUAUGUCAGCAAACAGGAGGUGGGGGAGGAAGAGGAUGCAAAAGUGGAAGGGGUGAAGACGAACUCUGUUGAUGGUCAGGAUGAACGGCAACGACGAGAACAGGAGGAAUCUGCAGCAGCCGCGGCAGCCGUAGAGACAGUAACUGCCAUCACAACCCCCUCUGAACCACUGGACAUGCAGCCUCUAAAUGUUGAGGAGAAGGCUGUGCUCAUUAUGGAUACGGAGCACUCACACCAGCACCCUGAUUUUAAAGAUGACCAGAGCCACCACCAACACACGCAUCACCACAGUAGUGAGCUGGAUCUGGAAACUGUGCAGGCAGUUCAGUCACUUACGCAAGGCGAGGCCCAGGAGGAGGAAUCCGAGUCCCAUGGGGCCUACCUGGACUGCGAGGAGACAAUGGCUGCCUGUCGCACACUCCAGAGCUACAGUCAUGGUGAGGUAGAUGAGGAAACACUAGCCCUGGUGGAGGACUGUGGAGCCUCCCAGCACAGCCCCAUGCCCAAUCCACCAAUGCCCACUUUACCGAACCAGUCUGUGCAUUCAGUCAACAGCCCUGGAAUGACGUCUGGUCCUAUGGAGACUGGACCAGGAGUACCUGGUCCCACAGGAAAUGGAGUGGGAGCAGUUGGAGGGUAUACCCAAAUAACCCCAGAGCACCCCAGUUCUCUAUCAGCUCCUACUCUACAAAACAUGGAGACAUCCCCCAUGAUGGAUGUGCCAUCAGUUUCAGAUCAUUCCCAGCAGGUGGUGGACAGUGGCUUUAGUGAUCUGGGCAGCAUAGAAAGCACCACAGAAAACUAUGACAAUCCAAGCAGUUAUGACUCAACGAUGGGUGGUGGAGGAAAUGGAGGAGGGAAUGGAAGUAAUGGAGGUGGCAUGUCUGCGGUUUCAGCAGCAGUGGUGGCUGCUUCCACAUCUUCGUCAUCUUCAUCUUCUAGUUCAGUCACACCAUCAUCUUCGCAAAGCAACAGCUGCUCCUUUGUCUCAACCCCUGGAUUGACUUCCUCUAGCACCGGGGUUGGCUCACAGAUUGCCAUGGGUAGCUGUAGCCUUAUCCAACAAGCAGGUUCUGGGCCUACCAAUGCACCUGGAUCUAACGGUGGUAGUGGUGUCCCACAACCUCCACCCCCACCACCUCCCCCUUCUGCUAGCACUCCAAGUUGUAAUAUAAAGACUUCACAAGGAUGUGUCAUUGAAAGGCCACCAAGUGCCAGUCAGCAACAGCAAAAGAAGGUGUCACAGCCUCCUCACCAACAGCAAAACCCAACACCACAGCCUUCACCCUCUGCUCCACCUCCACCUCAUCAGCAAGCACUCUCACAGUGCAGCAUGGGGAAUGGCUUCGCUUCCACACCCAUGAUCAUGGAGAUCCCUGAAAGUGCAGGCAGUGGAGGAGGAGGGCGCACUUUGUAUGACCGCAUGGGCCAGGAUUUUGGUCCUGGAGGCUAUGGCCAGCCCUCUGCUACUUUCAGCUUAGCCAAACUCCAGCAACUAACCAACACCAUCAUGGACCCCCAUGCCAUGUCUUACUCUCAUUCUGCAGCGGUCACUUCAUAUGCUACAAGUGUUUCUCUGGCCAACCCAGGGUUGGCACAACUUGCAUCCUCCCCACACCCAUCACUGCCUCAGGCACAGCCAACUAUGACCCCACCUCCCAAUUUGAGUUCUGGCUCCAUGAAUCUUGGCUCUCCUUUGAUUCAGUGCAACAUGCCAGGGCCCAACAUUGGACUUCCUCCUCCACCCCAUACACAGCGAUUGCAAGGCCAAAUGGGCACCGUAAAGGGCCACAUUUCUAUUCGGUCCAAAGCCUCUCAAAUUCCAGCUGGCUCCUCUCACCAGCAGCAGUUGUACAGUCGCAGCUCUGGUGCUGUGACCAUGCAAGGUUCCCCACGCACUCUAACAGUGCAGCGUGGGAUGAUGCCAAACCUAAUGCCCACACCUGCUGCUUACAACUCUAUGAACAUGAAUCCACUAAAUGCUGCCAUGUCAGCUGGUUAUCGCAUGCCGCAGCCCAUGAUGAACAGUGGGUACCACAGCAACACACCCUAUAUGAAUCAGUCAGCCCAGUAUCCCAUGCAGAUGCAAAUGGGCAUGAUGGGAGGACAGGCCUAUCCACAGCAGCCUAUGCAGCCCAAUCACCAUGGUAACAUGAUUUACACGGGCCCCUCGCACCACAGCUAUGCUGGUGUCCCCAAACAGUCACCUUACAUGAGCAGAUGAACACCAGUGUACCAGCAGAUGGAGAGAAAGCUAAGAGAUGUUUCCACUGAACUUUGCAUCUCUACUUCAUUCAUUUAGAUCCACCCUCCAAAGUCAGGGCGAAAAGACAAGUGAGCUUAAUGGAAGAAGAGAACAUAGAGGCUGCAAAAAUUUAUUUUGCUUUCUUAAUAUGUUGUCAUCAAGCUCUGUUCCUUUGGGUUCAUUUCCUAAUUGCCUGAGCUGGGAAGAUGAUGAGAGGAUCAUGGGAGAUGAUUUAAUGGACCUUUAUUGUGGCAAGUGUAGACUGCCUUCUAUCUGCCAUCAUCCAUGAGACAGAGAGGGCGAAGCAUCAAAGCAGCUAAAGGAGAAGUGAACCUAACCUUUUAAACUGAGAAACAAGUACAUUUAUGUUGUUAAUGAACACAUUGAAUCAUGCACAGUCUUCAAUUGACAAAGGAAGCCUUACCUAAAAGGAGACAAAAUAAUUGUAGAUGGACUUUAUUUUAUUUUAUUAUCAUUUACUUUAUUUUUAAUAAUUUCUCCUUUUUUUAUGACCGUUGAGAUGGUUGUGUUUCAGUCUGACCUCAUGGUUUGUGUGUGGCUGUUUUGGAAAAAGUGAUUAAAGCUUGUUUGCUCAUUCACUCACCUGAACAUAAAUACAUCCACUCAAAUACACAGCUCUAUAGCCACUUGAGAAAUUGCAUGGAGGAACUUGAAAUGGGGUUCUAGUCGGCAGACAGAAGGUGUGCAUUGUCUGUAAAUCCGUGUCUUCCCAGUAUGGAAUCGUGUCUAUCCAAACUUUACAGUGGGAAGAACCCAAAACAGAGGUAAAAGACUGCUUCACUUGGAGUUGCAUGUCUGAUUGAAGUGACCAAGCAUCAUUCUUCAUACCGUAGACUGGACUGAGCAGAAUUCCUUUGAAACUAGUUCAUGUAAAUAUUCUGGUACUACCUGGUUCACAGCACAGACCCGCGCUUUCAUAAACACUCCACAGAUGUCACUAGAGAGCACAGCAGUCUAUUAGAGGGAAUGUUUGUAACUUCAUUCUACAUAGUGCACCAUCUACAUAAUGUAGAGGGUAAAAAAUGGUGUAACAACACAGGAGCAUGUCUGCAAAGCAGUCAGAUAUGGUUGUUAGUAUUGUAACUGCUCAUUCAAUGAGGUUAAUGAUUCCUCCUAAAGUAGGCCUUACUGUGGUACCAGUAAAUAGUGCUCAUCAAACUCCAGCUGAUCAUGCGGUUGUGAUCGCUGUUGGCAACAAGGAGUUGUACAAAUAAGUAGAUUCGUGUCUGCAAUGCACACAUGGACUAACAAAUACUUAUACCUAGGAUAAAGGAUAAAGUGCACGAUGUUCUGAAAUGGUUACUGUUUUAGGACAAUGGGCAGCAGAUUUCUUAAUGAUCCAGUAUUCAUUGUCAAUAUGACGACUCUUUCUCAAAGAUCUGUCGUUUCAUAUAUUAUUUGUGCGCUAUUGUUUUUCUGAAUUUUAUCAGACUGGGCAGCUUUCUUUUAUGACACAAGCUGACUCUUUUUGACUUUAGAAGAAUUCUUGUAGAGAAAAUGUUUUUUCUAAAAUAUAAAAGAGAAAUUCUGACAUGGAUAUUGGUACUGUCAUUUUUUUCACUUCUGUUUCAGGAAAAAAAAACAAUGCAUAUUUUUUAGCUCGACUCUUGGGGUAAUAUUAUUAAGAAAUUAAAAACUAAAAAAAAUUACAAAUCACUUUUAGUGAAUUUAAGAUGCCUUUAACCUUUCCAUUCCAUCUCAUAUCUAGAGUUUUCUAUCUUUGUGUAGUAUAUUAAUGCUAUUUUAAAACAAAAGGAAAAGCAGAUAUCUAAAGGUCACUUAGCAUUAUUUUCUUUUGUUUUUCUUGGUUAUUGUGUGUUUAAGACAACUUCCUUACAUCUACAAGGCAUGUAAAAAUGAGCUCAGUAUAUUUCUGUCUGUUUAUAUUGCUUAUCUUUUCGUAUACUUUGUUAUUGUACAUGGUGAGUUGUAAGCCAAGAGAGAGCCUGGUACCCAGAGAAAGAGAGCGAGCCAAGCUGGGGCGCUCAGUGAUGGUCGUAAGCGUCCGCCUUCCACUCCUCUCUGUUUUGUCCCUGUAUGUAUUUCCAUUUGUUCGUUUCUUUCUUUUUUUUCUUAGCAAGUACUUAAAAAAAAACUCUGUACAUUUUAACAUGAAACAAAAAUAAAUUAUGUUGAGCCAUUUCAUUUGUCAUUGUAUUUUUAACUACAUCUUUUCAGAGAUUUCACAGCUUUUUGCCUUGCAGAAGUCAUUCAGCUAUGUCAGUUCCAUGCCAGUGCUAGCACAGCGUGGCUACUCGAUUACAAUUUUAUAAUUUAAUCUUAUUUAACUAGAGGUGUUUUUUUAUGUUUUCUAUCUAAAGCAGUGGUUCACAUCCUAUACAGACGUAGGAACCCAGACUCUUUCCUUUUGAGUCUUUCUUUGAAUUAUGAGUAUAUGUAUUAGAAUGCUAAUGUGCAGAUUUUCAUUUUCUCCUCCUUUUCCUGCAAUUGGACCCCCCGGUUGAAUUACUUGUAUCUUGUUCGGGAUAAAGGUAAAAAUGCACGAUGUUGUGAAAUGCGUACUGUUUUAGGACAAUGCGGGCUGAUACUUUCUUUUUUUAGAAAUUGACUCUCGAAUGUAACGAGUUGUUAUGAGUUGUGGUCACACAUCUGUGUAAGUUUAU
Molecule: messenger RNA, 10151 nt
Organism: Xyrauchen texanus (razorback sucker)
Lineage: Eukaryota; Metazoa; Chordata; Actinopteri; Cypriniformes; Catostomidae
Product: histone acetyltransferase KAT6A-like
Exons: 17
Coding region: 790-7485 (2231 amino acids)
Biological process (GO): regulation of DNA-templated transcription; nucleosome assembly
Cellular component (GO): MOZ/MORF histone acetyltransferase complex; nucleosome
Molecular function (GO): histone acetyltransferase activity; DNA binding
Source: RefSeq, a predicted model, not a curated record